Messenger RNA from Tetrahymena thermophila SB210, 4206 nucleotides. RefSeq lists its product as hypothetical. NCBI's taxonomy places the organism in Eukaryota, Ciliophora, Oligohymenophorea, Hymenostomatida, Tetrahymenidae. The transcript is spliced from 6 exons. The record is from RefSeq and is a predicted model, not a curated record.
UUUUCUAAUAAAAAAUCUUAAAGAAUUAAGCUAAAAGAUCAAAGUUUUUAUAAUUAUAAUACAUUUUAGAUAGAAAUCUUAAGCAAAAUACUAUUUGGUGAUUAUUGCUUUAAGUAAAUAUUAAAAAUUAUAAAACCAUUUCCAAUGAGUGAGUAAGAAGAGGAGAAAAAUACUUUAGAGGGAAGUUAAAAUAGUGUUAAAUAGUCAAAAACUCCUAUUAAAAUUAGUAAAAUGUAUUAAUCAAACCCUACGAACAAUCAGUAUGCUGAAAUAGAAAAAGUUGUUUUAGAUAGACUAAGAAAAACAUCAUCAACAUUUUCAUUUAGAGAUGAAGGUAUACCUGUGGUAGUCGAUGAUAAUUAAAUAGAUCAUAGCUUUGAAAAAAAUGAAAUUACUGUUACUCCUUGCAGAAGUCCACUUAAUUAGAGUGAUAAUAUGCAUUAUGAUGCCUCUGAUAUUUCAAUCCCAUAAGGAUAACAUAAUUUAUUUAAUUCAUUUAUAAAACGUAAUCUUGCUGCUAAUUUUGAUAAUAACUAUCAAUAAAACCCUUAAGAUGAAGACUAGCAAAAUAAUGUUUAAAAAACUCCUUAGUUAAUUGGAAAGUAGCCUUCUGAGGAAUAAUAAAAUACUUAUUAUAAUGAUAUUAACUUAUAAGGUAGUUUUCAUAAUUAGAAAUUAAAUAUUAAAUAAAGCGAUGAAUAAGUAAUUCUAAAAAAUAAUGCAAAAUUUAGUUUAAAUUAAGAAAAAUGCCAAGAAUAAACAAACAGCUCUAAAUUAACUUAAAAUAACAAGCAAAACACUUUUCAAAAUUAAAAUACUUAAAAUAUAUCAGAGAUUAAAUUGAAACAGUAAGAUGAAAUUUAAAUUUAAAACUUAAAAGUAAUUGCUGAAGGGGAGUAAGAGGAUGAUUAACUUUAAGAUUUAAAGAAUGAAGGUAAUAAUUUAAAAUUAUAAAGUAGACGAGAGUCUAAAGAAAAAAGCAAUUAGAAUUAUUAAAUUAAAAUAACAUAAAAUUAAGACUUUUCAGUCAAUGAAAGUAAUAAGGAUUAAGAUAAUAAUUAUUGGGAAUCCAGCUCAGCUAUAGAUGCAUUUAAUGUUUAACCAUCAUCUACUUCAUUUUAUUCUUAGAAAGAAAGGGAUGCAUUUAAAGCAGAGGAGUAAAAAGAAUUUAAAGAAAAUAAUUAGUCAAACUUAUUGUCAGUCAAUUAACCUCAUUAAAAAUUUAUAAAAAAUGAUGAUAAUAGUUUUUUAAAAUCUUUAGAUACAAAGGGAGCAUAAUAAAAUAACAGCUUACCUAACAAAAAUUAUAUAGCUAUACAAUAAAGUCAAGAUUUUUUUUUUUCUGAGCAAAAUACACCAAGAGAUUAAGGUGAUUAAUCGCCUUAACCACUUUAAAACUAGAAUUUUUAAAGGAAUGGAGAAUAUAGUAAUCUUUAUUAAGAAUUUUUGAAAAAAUAAUAGUAAUAAAUUUAAGAUUCACCUGUAAAAUAAGAAGAAGGAGUAGCUAAGUUUGGUGACUAUAGUUCAUUACGUGAAGAAGAAAGCAUGAUUGGUGAUCAUAGUAUUUAAAAUUAAAACAAUACUUUUAUCAGUAAUAAUAUGAGUACUAUUUUACAGCAACUAAAUAACCCUAGUCAUAAUGAUAGAGGUUAUAAUAGUUAAUAAAACUCAUGUAAUAACACGAAUCAAGCUAAAAGUUUUACUAAUAAUUAUAAUAAUUAGCAAAAUAUAAACUAAAAUACAAAGUAACCAAUAAGUGAAUUUAAUUAUGGCUCUUUCAGUAAUUAAAGCUAUAUUAAUAAUUAAAAUUCUCAAUUUAAAAAGUAAAAUACAGAUAAUUAAAAUCAUAAUCAUAAUAACUAUGUUGGAAGAUAUUUCCCAAGUGAAAUUAUAGGAAGUAGAGAAAUAGCUACUACAGAAUCUUAUCUUCCUACUCCAGAAUCAUCUAAUUUGACAAGCGCUUAAAAUAAAGAUUACAGUAAAUUUAACUUCAAGUAAGUAUAAAGUGAGAUGUGUAGCAACGCAAUGGAUUAAGCUUUUCUCGAUAACUCAGGAAACAAUCAUAAAAAAGGUAAUUCUGGAUCAAAUUAGCUAGGAAACUUUUCUUUAGGCGGUUUAGGAGGAGGGAUAGUUCAUAGCGAGUACUAAAAUAAUUCCAAAAUUUUCUAAUCUUAGCUAUAAAAUUAAAAAAAUUUAAAUGAUUUUUCAGGUAGUUAAAAUUAGCAUAGUAUUUUUGCAGAUUAAAAUCAUUAAAAUAUGAAUUUAGUUUAAUAAAUGUAUUAAAACUUUGCUACUAUGAACUAAGGAAGCUCAUAUUUCCCAGGAGUAAAUCUGCAACCAUCAGCUCAGUUGAUAAAUGAUCUAAAUAAUAGUAGGAUAUCAAAUUUCAGCUAAAAUUAUGCCGAGAAUUAUUCAUAAUUUCAUCCUUCCUUAUAGAAUAAUAUGGAAGUAAAUAAUGGAAAUGGGGAUUUUGUUCAUAACUAGCAGUAAAUUGAGUUUUUUAAUUAAUAGCAUUCUUUUGUUAUGAACAUAAUGAACUUCUAUGAAUUUCAUUUAAAUAAAAUGAAACAGAUAGCUUUAGAAAAGAAUUAAGAAAUCAUGGAAAAAGAUAGAAUAAUUUAAGAUAUGUAGGCUUUUAAAACCUAAGAUUAAAAUUACAAUUUGAUGCAGUAAAAUAUAAUAUAAGCUCAAGAAGAAAUAAGAGUGCUUAAACAGAAAGAGAAAAGACUAGAACUUCUUGUUGAUUAGACAAGAGAUGAUUACGAAUUUAAACUUUAAGAUUUAAGAGAAGAGAUAAUAUAAAUUACAAAAAUUAAAGAUCAGCAAGAGAUAAAGCUUAAAGAAGCACAGUAAAACCUUUUAUUAGAGCAUGAUAAAAACCUAUAAUUGUCAACAAAAGUUUAAGAGUCAGAAUAAAUGCAAGAAAAGUUAAAAAAAGAAAAGGAUUAUUUAUAAGAAGAAUUAAAUGAAACUAUUCAAGAUCUUAAGUUAGAAUUAAAGAAUAAAAAUAAAAAAAUACAAGACUAGUAAAACUAAAUUGAUUUACUUUUAAAUAGAGUAACAUAGCUGCAGAAUACUUAAAAAUAGGAGGAAUAGAUGAAUUACAAAAAGAAUUAAUCAUCUCAUAAAAAGGAGAGCCAACUAAAUAAAAGCUUUGAUGAUAUUUAUUACAAUCAAAUUAAAGAUAGUAUUCAAGAAGAAUCUUUUAAAUAUAACAAUUACAGUAACAAUAACUAAAAUAAAGAUAGGGGAUAGAAAUAGUAAUUUGUAGAUAACUUUAACUAUCUAGGAGAGAAAGGAAAAAAUGAUAGCCCUUCUAUGAAUUAUAUGUAUGAUCGAACAUAAAAAAUGUAAAUAUAAAAUACACCUCCUCAGAAUAAUAAAGGAAAAAAGCAAGAAUUUUCUUAUGGAAACGAUCACAUACACUCAAACAAUUCACCCUAUAAUAAUAAUAAUAAUAAUAAAUUUAACAACAACAAUAAUAAUAAUAAUAAUGAAUUUAGAAAUCAAUAUUAGGUAAACCACUAAAAGAAAUAGUCAGAUGAUAGAAAUUAAUAUGCAAAUCAAACCAUAACUAAUAAAAAUAACUAUUUCAAUGUUGAAAAUAAUCAAAACCCUCUAUAAAAGCAAAACCAUUUCAGAACACCUUCUUAAGGAGAAAGAGCAAAUUAUUUAAAUAGCAAUAGCAAUUCUCACUAUUAAAACAACAAUUAUUAUCAAGAAAUAUACAUGAAUUAUAAAAACGAAAAUACGAGUUAACCACCUAUGAACAAUUAUACUUAAAGCUUUGUUAGUAAUACAAGUAAUAUUAAUAGUAAUUUUAAUUAUAAUAAAGGUAAUUAUAAUAAUUCAAACUAAUCUAAUUUCGAGUAUAAUUAAGCAAGUAAUGAAAGGACUAAAUAAAAGAAUAACUUAUAUAAUGAAGAGAGCUUUUAUAACUAUGGGCAAAACAAAAAACCAACUUUAACAUUUCCAUCGAACUAGAACUAUGAAAAUAACUAAUAAUAAAUUAAAUAAAUAGAGUAAGCCUUGACCCAGUUAAACUAAGAAAAGCAACAACUCGAGACUUAAAUUUUAAAGCUGCCUAUUCAUCAAAAAAAUGCUUAAUAGAGGCUGUAAAAACAUACAUUAGAAAAGAAAUUAGAAACUAUUGAGAAAGAUAUUAGUGAUAACAGAAAAAGAAUAAAAUAGUUAUAAAACUGUUGA